UUAAGUAAAGAUUUUAUUUCAUUUUUUUCAAUACAUUAUGUUAAAUACAUAUUAUGGACCAGUUAUGAACAGCAGAGUUUAUACCUUUGCUAUAAACCAUAUAUGGACUACCUUGUAGCAAAAAGUCCAAAAUGUGUAUUAUGAUUUCUAGAUUUUAAAUAAGAUUUAAUGGUCUAAAAAUUACUAAAAAGAUUUGAUAUUUGCUAAGUUCUUUCCCAAUUUUUAUCAACUUCGCCGCUAGCCGAGACAGCCAGGGACGCUGCUAGAACUCUCGUUCUCCAGCAUCUUACCGGGGAAUUCAGGGGGAUGACUCUUCCUAGGGUGUUGGUGGGAGACGGACCAGAAGGCUUCUCGCCCAGAGUCACCAGGUAUAAGAGUUUGGUCACUGGGGCCCGAGCAAGAGGAGUCAUUGCUGUCCUCUGGGUCCUUGCCUUUGGCAUCGGCCUGACCCCGUUCCUGGGGUGGAACAGUAAAGACAGUGCCACCAAUUGCACGGAGCCCUGGGACGGGACCACAAACGCAAGCUGCUGCCUUGUGAAGUGUCUUUUUGAGAACGUGGUCCCCAUGAGCUACAUGGUGUACUUCAAUUUCUUUGGGUGCGUCCUGCCCCCGCUGCUCAUAAUGCUGGUCAUCUACGUCAAGAUCUUCCUGGUGGCCUGCAGGCAGCUCCAGCGCAUGGAGCUCAUGGACCACUCGAGGACCGUCCUCCAGCGGGAGAUCCACGCGGCCAAGUCCCUGGCCGUGAUUGUUGGGGUCUUUGCUCUGUGCUGGCUGCCGGUACACGUCAUCAACUGUGCCACGCUCUCUCAGCCAGCCUGGGCCAAGGAGAAGCCCGAGUGGGCCACGAACACGGCCAUCCUCCUGUCGCACGCCAACUCGGUCGUCAAUCCCAUUGUCUACGCCUCCCGGAACCGAGACUUCCGCUACGCUUUCCACCAAAUCAUCUCCAGGUAUGUUCUCUGCCGGACGGACGUCCGCAAGAGUGGGGACGGGCAGGCAGGGGCGCAGCCUGCUGUCCAGGUGGGCCUGUGACCGAGGCUCUGGCCUCUUUGAGGAGAAGGCACAAGUUCGGUAACAAAGGGACAGGGCACGGCUGGCGGAGUCUCGCUGGAAGGACAGCUGCACCUCGCAGGCCAGCAGGUCGCCUCUUCGGAGCGCUUCCCCGGGGGUACCACGUACCCAGUUAAUAUGCACACGUUACUAGUAGGUUCCGAGGGUCGACAAAUGUGUUUAUGGUUCUCUGGCUGCUCUUGUAGAUGAUGCUGACGACUUGAAUGGAUUGUAAAAGAAAGUUUUGUUUUUUUGAGAGUCUGACCUCUUUCAUGGUAGAAAAUGACUGAAACUAUUUUACUGUGAAACACUGUGAACUAUUACAAUACAAAUAUUUUUUAACUUAGCAGGCAAUGGAAAAAGUUGGACAUACUAAAAAUAUAUACUUGUUCUGAGGAAGGUGACCAGGAAAAUUAAAAGUAUAAUUCUUCAAUCAAGACACUGCCAUAUUAGGGAAAUGAUAGUCUCCUAAGUUCUUAAGUAGAAUAUCAUCAGAUGACAGGUUUGAUAACAAUCUUUUCCAUGUACAGCAAACCACCCUAAAGGAAGAAACUGGAGAAGUGGGAUCCCUCCGCCACCAGAUUCUGUGUCCCCCUUCCAGAGCUAGAUAAGUGAAUUUUACUUCUCUCCCAAGUUCAAGUUUGGCCAAGUUGCUGGAAUCCAAAGUGAAAAUUUUACGAAGGAAAGUUCGAGAAUUGUGUUCAUGUAUGAGGUGAAAUAAAAAUAAAACUUAAAAAAAGAAAUAUACGGUUUAGGGUGCUGCGCCGGCUUGCUGUGCAGAGCUCACCUACCUUCUGUUCUUUAUCCUGAGAUAAGUCUACACCCGAGCCCAAGUUUGCCAAGUAGCACAGUCUUGAUAGGUUUUAUUGGCCACACCUCGACCUAAGAGAAGGCCCUGCCACCACAGAGCCCUGUGCCAUCUGGGGCCUUUCCCACAGUCAUUCAUUAGCGCUUCAUAUUUCGGGGCACAGGGUUGGGGGGUGUCCGAGGCUGCAAAACCAUCUAUUUCACCUGUCUGGUCGCUGACUCAGUUCCUUCCGCAGUAACCCUGCGAAGAUGCUGCAGGCCCACGAACCCCUAGAGAGACAGGGAAAGCCUGUCCUUCUAGGACCCUGUUCCAGCUGCGGACAGCCUUCCCCAUGAGAAGUUCCUGUCCUGUGCCGAAAUCUGUCUCGUGUUCCUUUUCAUCCGUCAUUGCUCCUUUGCUGUCUCUUGGGGUCCAGAUGAGUCCCGUUUAUCUCCCUCCCAACAUCCUCUUGGGAUCUCUCAGCCUUUUCUGGCUUGUUACAAAGCUCAGAAGUGCCUGCAGAGCAAACCAGCACUUCCUUGUCCUAGGUGCUACCUUUCUCACAAUACAGCCUAUUUAAUCAGCUAUUUUGGCCUCAACACUGUAGAUUCUGCAGCUCACUGAAACCAGAACCCUGAUGUCUUUUUAUCUUUGCUGCCAUUUAGCCACAUCUCCGCUCUAACCUUUUAUUGCAGAAAAAUUUUCUGGACCCAAGAAAAAGGACUGAUGCUUAUUUAUCUAAACUUCAGCUUGCUGUUUCACCUACUGUUCCAACCUCUUAAGAAUGACUAGUACUCAGGCUUCCCUGGUGGCGCAGUGGUUGAGAGUCUGCCUGCCAAUGCAGGGGACACGGGUUCGAGCCCCGGUCUGGGAA
Molecule: messenger RNA, 2711 nt
Organism: Balaenoptera musculus (blue whale)
Lineage: Eukaryota; Metazoa; Chordata; Mammalia; Artiodactyla; Balaenopteridae
Gene: ADORA2B
Product: adenosine A2b receptor
Exons: 2
Coding region: 307-1032 (241 amino acids)
Biological process (GO): adenylate cyclase-activating G protein-coupled receptor signaling pathway; vasodilation; G protein-coupled adenosine receptor signaling pathway
Cellular component (GO): membrane
Molecular function (GO): G protein-coupled adenosine receptor activity
Source: RefSeq, a predicted model, not a curated record